AUGUUCGCCGUCAAACCUCCAUCCGAGCCGUGCCCCGAAUGCAACGGCUCCGGCUAUCUGCAGCACGGAGAACUGCCCUGUCUCCGCUGUCCUGGCCCGUCGCUUUCCCACCACCUGCCCACGCCUGUCUCGCGCCGGUUCAGCACCUUCGAGCCUUCGCUGGUCUCGUUCCAGGCCAACUUUGUCCACUCCAUAGACUCGCUACUGACGCUGCGGGACCGCCCCAGCUCCAACCCAGAUUCCGAUUCAGACUCGGACUCGGACUCGGAUGACUGGACACUUGCCCCGCCAGACGAUCUCAACCCAUCUCUGUUCCAUGUCGCCGACCCUCCUCCGCCAAAGUCACUUGGCCGGCGGUCCUCCAAGGCCAUUGCGUCGUCCUCCCGUCGCCGCAAGCAUGCUGACCGCUCCGUGCGGCUGCCACUCGAUUCUCACCAGACUGCCCACUACUCGCCCAAGAAGCAUCUCUCGGAGCCCAUUCUGUCCCUUGCUUCGGCUUGGAGAGACGCUGGCUCGCUGCUGGGAUCCCUAAGCUCCUCCCGCGCCAGCAACAGUCUUGGCGUCGAGGCCGUCGCCGGGACUUUCGAAAAGCCCAGCUAA
Messenger RNA from Polychytrium aggregatum, 600 nucleotides. RefSeq lists its product as uncharacterized. The record is from RefSeq and is a predicted model, not a curated record. The transcript has a single exon. Bases 1 to 600 code for a protein of 199 amino acids. NCBI's taxonomy places the organism in Eukaryota, Fungi, Chytridiomycota, Chytridiomycetes, Polychytriales.